Pelobates fuscus (common spadefoot toad) is the source of this 1908-nucleotide messenger RNA. It is a transcript of the gene ESRRG, whose product is annotated as estrogen related receptor gamma. Gene Ontology annotation, molecular function: zinc ion binding; estrogen response element binding; nuclear steroid receptor activity. The record is from RefSeq and is a predicted model, not a curated record. Gene Ontology annotation, biological process: nuclear receptor-mediated steroid hormone signaling pathway; regulation of transcription by RNA polymerase II. Gene Ontology annotation, cellular component: chromatin; nucleus. The transcript has 8 exons. The coding region runs from base 281 to 1642 and encodes 453 amino acids. NCBI's taxonomy places the organism in Eukaryota, Metazoa, Chordata, Amphibia, Anura, Pelobatidae.
GUGUGAGAGCUUUUGGUCCCAACUGUCUGUGCCUAUAGGGCUGUCAUCGGGAGAACAUUUGUGUUAAUUGCACUGCGCUCUGACAAGGAAACUUUGAUUUAUAGCUGGGUUGCACAAAUUAUGGUUGCCGAGCGCACAUGGAUUCGGUAGAACUUUGCCUUCCUGAAUCUUUUUCCCUGCACUACGAAGAAGAUUUUCAGACAUUAAAGAUCAAUUAUUGAAGGAGAAUAUAGGAAAAUAAUAUAAGAGCAUUUCGUUGGAUUCCUAAUUUUAAAACAAGAUGACUUCCAGAGAUUUGCCCAAUUUAUCUCAACAGUGGAUAAAGCUUCUCUGCAGAAUGUCAAGCAAAGAUCGACACAUUGAUUCCAGCUGUUCGUCAUACAUCAAGACGGAACCCUCAAGCCCCGCCUCCUUGACGGAUAGCAUCAACCACCAUAGUCCAGGUGGCUCAUCAGACGCCAGUGGGAGCUACAGUUCCACAAUGAAUGGGCACCAGAAUGGACUAGACUCCCCACCCCUGUACCCAGCUACUGGCUUGGGUGGCAAUGGGCCCGUCAGGAAAAGAUAUGAUGACUGCUCAAGUACCAUUGCUGAAGAUUCACAAACCAAGUGUGAAUAUAUGCUAAAUGCUAUGCCCAAAAGAUUGUGUCUGGUGUGUGGAGACAUAGCAUCAGGUUACCACUAUGGAGUGGCAUCGUGCGAGGCCUGUAAGGCUUUUUUCAAAAGGACAAUUCAAGGCAACAUAGAAUACAGCUGCCCUGCAACAAAUGAAUGUGAAAUCACAAAACGCAGACGCAAAUCCUGCCAGGCCUGCCGUUUCAUGAAGUGCUUAAAAGUCGGCAUGCUGAAAGAAGGGGUACGUCUUGACCGAGUGCGUGGUGGGCGACAGAAGUACAAGCGCAGGAUAGACGCAGAGAACAGUCCGUAUCUGAAUCCUCAGCUUGUGCAGCCAGCUAAAAAGCCAUAUAACAAGAUUGUCUCACAUUUGCUAGUGGCUGAACCAGAGAAGAUCUAUGCCAUGCCGGACCCCACAGUUCCUGACAGCGAUAUCAAAGCUCUCACAACCCUAUGUGAUCUGGCUGAUAGAGAAUUGGUGGUAAUCAUUGGAUGGGCCAAGCAUAUUCCAGGUUUCUCUACUUUGUCACUUGCAGACCAGAUGAGUCUCCUGCAGAGUGCUUGGAUGGAGAUCCUUAUCCUGGGCAUUGUAUACCGAUCGCUUUCCUUUGAAGAUGAGCUAGUCUAUGCUGAAGACUAUAUCAUGGAUGAAGAUCAGUCGAAGUUGGCCGGUCUUCUUGAGUUGAACAAUGCCAUCUUGCAACUUGUGAAGAAAUAUAAAAGCAUGAAACUUGAAAAGGAGGAAUUUGUAACCCUCAAAGCAAUAGCACUUGCUAAUUCAGACUCCAUGCACAUAGAAGAUGUAGAAGCCGUUCAGAAGCUUCAAGAUGUCUUACAUGAGGCUCUGCAGGAUUACGAAGCUGGCCAGCACAUUGAAGACCCUCGUCGUGCUGGAAAGUUAUUGAUGACUUUGCCCCUGCUGCGGCAAACGUCUAGCAAGGCAGUGCAACAUUUCUAUAACAUAAAACUGGAAGGAAAAGUCCCUAUGCACAAACUUUUUUUGGAAAUGCUUGAGGCCAAGGUCUGACUAAAAGCGUCUCGGGUAAUUCCAGUGGGCACGCAUUGAUAGAAUAAGGGAAAAAAAUAAUACCUAAAACCGCAGUAUAAUUAUCAUGAGAAAUACACCCUAGUACUGAAUUAAAAGCAAGUGACUGCUCUGAUAUAUAGCAGCAAGACUAAAGCAGCUUUCAACCCUUCGUUCUGCACCCUAACGAUGCUGAUUUUUUUUUUCUCUUCCUGUUAUUUUUAUUUUUUUUGCUGCUGAACUUAAUAAAAAAAAUAAUCUUUAAUUAA